This is a messenger RNA of Caenorhabditis angaria, 2315 nucleotides long. Lineage: Eukaryota; Metazoa; Nematoda; Chromadorea; Rhabditida; Rhabditidae. The record is from the annotation of a GenBank genome assembly.
AUGCGCUGGACUACCUUAUUUCUACUGGUUAUUAUUGUGCUGAAUGGAGCUGCGGAACCUAUCGCAAGUAUGUUUUAAAUUCUUUUAAAAUUAAAACUAGUGGGCUUACUUUUUCAGUGAAAGAGUCAUGAAAAUGUUUGAAAAUGUUUUCUCUAGAAGUUAUCUAGUUCCUUAUCGUAUUUAAACAAAAACCGAGCUUUCAGAUUAAUCCAACAUUUUUAGAAUUUUACUAUAAAUUCGGUGAUAUAUUCACGACUUUCAUAUUUAUGCUUUGAAAAUAGUUUUUCUUGCUAAUAUUCCACGGAUUCUCAAAAAUAAAUUAAGACAUUUAUUUUUGAAGGUAACUUUCUGAACUCUAAAACAUCAAGCUCCCAGUUUCCAAUCAUUUCUGCAGCAAAUUUUGUUGUUAUUUUCAAUUUUCAAUUAAUUAUCACGCUUCAAAAUAUUCCAAUAAGACACACAGAUUUCACAAAUAUUUUCAAUUUCCCGGAAGGCUGUCAUUCAAAAAAUAAUGCAUCAUAUUUUUCCCCUUCUUUUCUUCCAACUGUGUUCAUAAACACAACAUUUAUUCCCAUAUGAAUCAGUAAGAUGGAUGAGUAAAUGUGUCACUGGAAGAAAUAACCAAAAACUACAUCAGAUAACAAAAAGACGUAGUAUAUUUUUAGGCUUUUUCGAUGGACACGAUGCAAGAAACGAAUGUAAAGCUCGACUUGAUCGAAGACUUGCCGGAUUUUCUGGAAUCCUAUAUUCACAUUCAUUGUAUGGAAAAGAGUUGUAUAAUUCAAGCAGAAAUUGUGUUUUGAUGCUUGUUGCACCGGUUGGAUAUAAUAUUAGAGUUCGAGCAUUGGUUUUUGAUGUGACAACAUCGCCGAAUUCAAGAACUUGUGAAAAGGAUACAUUGCAUAUUUUUGAUGUAAGCAUAAAAACAACACAUUCUCAAAAUAAAAAUAUAGUGAAAAGAUCAACAAGUUUAUUUCAAAAACAGUUAAUUGGCUGGGACGAGAAAAAAACAGUUAUAAUAUUUGAGUAAAUAAAUAUCUGUCUUUCCUUUUCAAAAACUCAAUAAAUAUACGAAUCUUAUUUUUAGCACGAAACAACAGUUGACCCGGAAAGUUAUGCACCUCCCCGCAUCGAUGACAUAACAUCGCCUGGCCCAAUAAUAGGUAUCAUUUUUCCACAGUUUUUUGAUCUUCACCGACAAAAUAAUUUUCUAGGCCAAUUUUGCGGUCAUUACGAAAACCGUAUUUUAAAUGUCAGCACAAAAAAUGCAAUGACUUUAUGGUGGCACGCAAAUGUAUCAGCCUCUGGGAAACCAUCAAAAGGUUUCAAAUUACACUGGGGAUCAUACAGGGUGUCAAGAACCGGAAAUUGUGUGACUGGUGAAUUUUCGUGUGGAAAUGGAGAAUGUAUUCCAAUUGAGUUGGCUUGUGACAAAUAUGCAGAUUGUUCAAAUGGUGAAGAUUUGAUUCAUUCAAAACAACUUGCUGCAAAUUGUCAGAGUGGGUUUUAUAUGAAAAUAAAUAAAACACCCUGUAUUUUACUAUAAAUAUUUAGAUAUUGAACUCGAUCCAUUAACUACAGUCAGUGGUUUAUUUGUCUUACUCUUCUCGGCAAUCAUUAUUUUAUCGAUUUGUGGAGUUAUGAUGCUUGUCUGCUAUUUGUGUAAAUGUCUUCGACCAAGCACACCAAUUAAAGGUGAGAAUAUAGAAAGGAUUAGGAGUUUAUUAGGGGGAAAGGUAGGCAAGAUAAGCGGCAUGUUACUUUGAUGAGUCGAUUGCUAGAUGUUUGUAUAACAAACAGUAGCUAAAGUAACGGAAAAGAGAAAUUGGGUCAAUUUGAUUUUUGUUUUGAACAACAGAAUAUUCUGAAACUAAAUUUUGAAAAUAUAAAAAAUAAUUAAUAUGUUGUACAAAACUUCACUUUGUAUUCCAAAAAAAAACAAAAUUAUACCAAUUUUUAAAUAGCUGAAAUUACAAGCUGAACAAAGCAGCAAAAACAUCUCCUAUAUUUACAGGUGCAUCAUCUCAAUCCACAACAACCGACUACAACAAACCCGACCCACCACAAUUUUAUCCACCAUCUCCUCCAAAAAUGCCACCACCGUCAGCUGCUUCAAGUUUCACACCAAGAAAACAUCACCCACAUCAUCAAUUGUAAGAUCAUUUUUUUUAAUGCGAACCUUAAUCUUAAUCAAUAUUUUCAGCGAUGGUCCGUUUUCUCGAAACGAUUUUCAUGCAGUUCGAAUGAAUCAAAAUUUGGAUAUGAGUGGAGAAUACACUUAUGUUCGAAAUGAUGUUCAUAGAAAUUUACUGUAG